Polychytrium aggregatum is the source of this 2628-nucleotide messenger RNA. RefSeq lists its product as uncharacterized. NCBI's taxonomy places the organism in Eukaryota, Fungi, Chytridiomycota, Chytridiomycetes, Polychytriales. The transcript is spliced from 2 exons. The coding region runs from base 223 to 2628 and encodes 801 amino acids. The record is from RefSeq and is a predicted model, not a curated record.
GCCUGGACUUGCGUCCGUCCAGCUCGAACCUCCAUCGCAUCGAGCCCUGUCCUGUUCCUCGACCGUAUCUGUAUCCUCUUUGUCUGCGUCGACUUUCGCUCUUCCUCCUCCUCGGCGCUGUUUCUGCUCUCUCAUCUCGCUGCUACCCACAAACCCCAGCCAGGACGACCCGUUGCUCUCGCCUCUCUGUGCCUCGUCUUGGUCGUCCUUUGCCUGUUUCCAAUGACCGGCUUUCAUAGCGUGUACGAUGACGCUUCCUCUGCAACCGGCUCCUUCACAUGGCUCUACCUCUUUCUGAGCGGCCUCUUGUGGCUCAUUGUCUCCCACUUUCGCUCCGAAAUCACCUCGCUCAAGGCCAAGUCGCAGCAGCUCGCCGGCAAGGUCACCAAGCUCGAGACCGCACUCGACACUCUCGGCAACCAAGCCGGGCCUGCCUCCACCGAUCUCGUGGCAACCCAAAUCGCCGACCUGAUCCGCGCUGACCACUCGCUCGACCCCCAAAGCGUGGACGAGCUCCAGCGCCGGCUCCAGAACCUCGAGUCCAAGGUCUCGCGCAUUGGCUCGGUCGAAGCCGCCAUCAAGGGCCUCUGCGACCGCAUUGGUUCGGUCGAGGCUGCUCAGCUCAAGGCCGCCGCUGCUCAGCUCCAGCUGCUUGGGCAGAUCUCCCAGUUUGAGGAGGCUGCCGCCGAUAUGGAUCUCGACCGCACGGCCUUCCAAGCCCACCUCAGCCAGCUCACUCUCAAGUUGGAUCUCGUCGACGGCAGCAUCCACCAGCUCGACGACCAGGUCAGUGCUCUCGAGUCCGGCCAAAUGACGGGCUCGGGUGCCCUCGUCCUCGCUGGCGAAAGUGGCAAGCAGGCCCUCGUCCAGGCCGUCGCCUCGCAUAUCGCCGAUCCGGCAAGCCCUUGGCAGAAGCAGGCCGCCCAGUUCGAGGCCCGCUGCAGCAUCUUGGACUCUCGAGUUGCUGCCAUGGAAACGGCCCUCAAGUCUCUCGGCCCACAGCCCUCAGCGACAGACUUGACUGUCCGGUCCAUCCUCAAGCCCGAGACCUUGCUUUCCGGCAACCUGACGCAGAACGUCGGCACCGACCUGAUCAUGGGGUUCCUUGGAGCACUCGCCCGCAAACCAGCCCAAAGCGAUAUCGCAAAGCCAUCGACCUCCGCAACGCCUUCUCGCGCACCGAUCAAGCACCAAGAGCCGGCCGAGACAUUCGUCGUCCCCGCCACAAGCCAGCCCAGUCUGAGCCCAGCCGCCAUCCUCCCAGUCGUGGCCGAGGACAGGGCUCCUGUCUUGGCUGCCACCCCGAGCGACCCUGUCGAGCAGUCAAAUGCGGCCACAUUGCCACCCCAACAAGCGCAAGAUUUGGCUCCGGUCGUUGCUGACACACACGCAGAAGCACCUGAUUCUGCAGAUAAUGCUUCUUUGCCUCAAGAAGCAUCUGUCCCAGUCCUGUCUCUCGAAGCCGAACCCAACGGUAAUCACGCUGCCGAGUCACAGCCUCCCACAGACAUUGAGGACCAAGACGCGCCCGCCGACGACGAGUUGCAAGUCGAUAUGGCCUUUGACGAGAGCCAGCUCGAGCUGGAAUCUCAGUCCGUCGACGGCACCGAGGCACCAGCCGGCAGCGACUGUCCCGAGCCCGACUGCUCCUUCUCCGAUCUCUCGGUUGAUCUGUCGGUGCUCGGUGAAGGCCGCGUCGAAGACGAAGCCAUUGAGCUCGCGCCGGUGGACGACCGCAUUCGCCGCGGGUCCGGUCUCUUUGUCGAAUCGGACUCUGUUGCGGCAGUCGGGGAUAUGGAGACGAAUGAGAUUCGCGCUGACGAGCUGAGCCAGCUUGGCGGACCGGAGCAGCACCGGCAAGAGAGCCAGCGCCAUCAGGAUCGCUGGGAUCAGAUCGACGAGGACGACCAGAGUGACGUGCCCCAGGAGGAGCCGGUCGACCCUGAAUCCCUCGCCAUCAUCCUGGAGAAGGCAAAGUGCGCCAGCCUGGAGGAUCUCUCUCAAAAGACGAGUAUCAGCCUCGCCCGUUGCAAGACCCUCAGGUCCAUCAGCGUGCUCAGCCGGUGCCACAAUCUCCGCUCGAUCAAUCUCACUGGCUGUGAGUCGCUCCGAUCGAUCGAGGCACUUCGUCCCUGCACGCAACUCAGCGAUGUUGAUCUAUCGGACUGCAAGGCACUCUGCUCCGUCGAGCCGCUCAAGUCCCUGACAGGGCUCAGCUCCAUUGCUCUGUAUGGUCUAUCCUCGCACCAGAUUCCCGACCUCGAUUCGACGCUGCACCAUCUCGUCCGCUCCAACGACAACCUCAGUGAGUUCAAGUACCUCGGAGCCACCUUCGACGUCAACGGCCUCCAGAUGGACCGACAGAUCCAGAGGAUGACGGCGACAGCCCAAGUAGUGGCCCAACGGAUCGCAAAGCAAGGAUACACCCUCGGCAACAUGACCGCCAGAUCGCUGGUGCGGGUCUACAAGACCUUUGUCCGACCGACGAUGGAGUAUGCUCUGUCCCUCGAUCUGCUCGAAGCCAAACAAGCCAAGACACUCAACCGAACCCAGAUGCACUGCCUCACGGCGCUGUUCAAAGUGGUCCGAAGCACAUCGUGGGGAGCCAUCAGGGAAGGAGGCAUGUAG